AUGGUAUCAAAGAAGCGAAAAAGUCGCAAGGGGACUCGUCAACAAGGGCCGCAAAAGACAUCUACCCGCGAUUCUCAGUCACACAACACCGAUGAUGCAAACGAUGACCAUCAGACCAUCAAGGCCAGCCAGGAGGAAAGAGACGAGAUGGGCCGCGAGACUGACCAUGUGGAAGACGAAGACGAAGACGAAUUUGAGGUAGCCUCUCUUUACCCGGCCAGCCAGCUUCCCCGCGGCGCAAUGAGCACCUAUAGAUUAGGAGGCGGCCAAUUUGUGACGGGGGAUUCGCAAGCGAUGGGUUCAGACCUAGCGUCAACUCGGUCUCUAUGGACCAUGGACCUAGACUAUCGUGAGCUCCAUGGCCGUAGGUAUUGUCGCGAUUAUUUCAUGCCAAACGAUGAGCUUGAGCAGCUGCGUGUGACUUUGCUGCAUCAGGUUUUCCUCCACAUUUUCGAUGGAGAACUAACUCUUGCCCCGCUUGAGGAGCCGCCGACGCAUAUUCUUGAUGUUGGGACCGGCACUGGAGAUUGGGCCAUCAGGAUGGCCGAGAUGUUUCCGGAAUGCGAAGUUGUAGGCACCGACAUAUCCGCCAUUGCGGAGACCGAGAGCGUCCCCGUCAAUGUGUUUUUCGAAAUCGAGGAUGCUGAAGACUGGGACCGGCCGCCGGACCACUAUGACAUGAUCCACAUGCGCUGGCUGGCGGGGUCAUUCCGCGAUUGGGGUUUCGUUUACGACUGCGCCUACUAUUCGCUGAAGCCCGGAGGUUGGAUAGAGGUGAUUGACUUUGACGGGUUUGAUGGCCUUGUUUGUAUCGACCACUUCCCGCCCGAAUCCCCCAUCCAUACGCUGGUCAAGGAUAUCCACGAAGCUGCGGAGCUGGCAGGACGAAAGCUGUCCAUGGAUCACCUGGAUGCGGGGCAUCUCAUAGACGCGGGCUUCGUGGAUGUUAGAGUGAUGGAAUAUUCGCUUCCCAUGGUGUUUGGUGAGCCGUCGGUCGACAGGCUUUGGUUAAUGGCUCUGAUAGAUGGCGUUGAGCCCUCAGCUUUGCGUCUUCUCACCGAACACAUGGGGUGGGACCCCGAGGAGUGCAAGGCCGUCUGCGAGCAGGUAGCUAGGGAAAUGGCUAAUCUAUCGAGAAAUGCCGCCGCAAAGGAUCUUGUUAUCAAGCUUCGCCUCGUCAUAGCGCGGAAACCUCUUCAAGCACCCAGAACAAAUGCCGCUUGGCCGGCAGAAGAGCCCCUUAGCUUGCGGCCUCGGAAGGAGGGAGGAACUCCGGAGCCUGAGUCUAGACAGGGCGAGGUGACUCAACCAGGUGACGACCUAACAGGGCUUCGUCCUUUGCGCGAUGCCAUACCGAUUGGUACAAAUUGA
Trichoderma virens Gv29-8 is the source of this 1371-nucleotide messenger RNA. RefSeq lists its product as uncharacterized. Gene Ontology annotation, molecular function: methyltransferase activity. The coding region runs from base 1 to 1371 and encodes 456 amino acids. NCBI's taxonomy places the organism in Eukaryota, Fungi, Ascomycota, Sordariomycetes, Hypocreales, Hypocreaceae. The transcript is spliced from 2 exons. The record is from RefSeq and is a predicted model, not a curated record.